GAUUCGAUACUAUAGAAAAAUAAAAAAAAUCAUGUCAGCUCAUAUCUUCUUUCCUAGAAAGAGUCGGGAGUCGGGACGUGCCAAGAUCUCUCUCGGAGUAGGUUCCAGAAAAUGGGGGAGAGGGAGGCGAAGUUUCUGGAGCCAUGGCACCGUCUGGAGGACAAGGUAGUGUUGGUGACUGGCGCCUCCUCCGGAAUAGGCCGAGAGUUCUGUUUAGACUUGUCUAAAGCCGGCUGCAGAGUCAUAGCGGCGGCGCGGAGGACGGACAAGCUGCAAUCGCUAUGCGACGAGAUAAACAGUGGCGCCGUCGUAGAUCGGCGUAGAGCUGUGGCCGUCGAACUCGACGUGAGCUCCAAUGGUGCGGCGAUUGAGGCUUCUGUACGGAAGGCUUGGGACGCGUUCGGCAGAAUCGAUGCUUUGAUUAAUAACGCUGGUGUUAGAGGUUCGUUGCACACUCCAUGGGAUCUGUCGGAGAAAGAGUGGGAUGAAAUAGUGGGGACGAAUACGACUGGUACUUGGUUGGUUUCAAAGUAUGUAUGUAUGCAUAUGCGUGAAGCUAAGCGGGGUGGAUCUAUCAUCAAUAUCUCUUCCAUGUCUGCUGUCGAGCGUGGAUUUCCAGUCGGAGGCCUUGCUUAUGUGAGUAGCAAGGGUUCUGUUAACUCAAUGACAAAGGUGAUGGCCCAGGAAUUGGGACCUGACAAAAUUCGAGUUAACUCCAUAGCACCAGGGCUUUUCAAAUCUGAGAUAACCAAAGGUUUACUAGAGAAAGAGUGGCUUAAAAAUGUGGCGCGCAGAACAGUCCCGCUGAGAGAUUUUGGGACAACAGAUCCUGCAUUGACAUCCCUCGUUAGGUACUUGAUUCACGACUCUUCCGAGUAUGUCACCGGCAACAUCUUUAUUGCCGACUCCGGAAGCACCUUGACAGGUACCCCUAUAUAUUCAUCUCUUUAGAUUUUCAAGAAUGGAUUGGUUUCUGGUGAAACAUAUUGCUAAGUAUCAAACUUAUAUCGUAUCUUGAAUAAUACAUACUUGAAUAAGAUUAUUUAUAGCUCA
Andrographis paniculata is the source of this 1053-nucleotide messenger RNA. RefSeq lists its product as uncharacterized. Gene Ontology annotation, molecular function: oxidoreductase activity. Lineage: Eukaryota; Viridiplantae; Streptophyta; Magnoliopsida; Lamiales; Acanthaceae. The record is from RefSeq and is a predicted model, not a curated record. The transcript is spliced from 3 exons. Bases 112 to 951 code for a protein of 279 amino acids.